UAAAAUACACAUGACUUGUCUUUAUUAUAUAGUGUUGUAAAAGCGUAUGUUGAAUGCUACAUACUGAUGGGUGUGGUGGCCUACCCUUCCUGCUUGCCCACAGCUGCUGGGAUCCGGUGUUUCCAGUGUGACUCUACCAGUGAGCGUACCUGUGCCGAGGCUCUACCCCAACACCACGUCCUCUUUGCUGACUCCUGCGACAACAUCCAGGAAGCUCAGUUCUGCGUCAAGAUGACCGGCCUCUUCGAAGGUGCGUCAGGUCUGAAUUGUUACCAGUGUGACAGCAGCAGAGACCCACACUGCCCAGAGUACUUGCGUGCCAACUACCACUCCCGGCCAGCAUCCCUCACACCCACCAGCUGUCACGGCGUGUUUGAGGCUCGAUACUGCGUCAAGACCACUGGCAUGUUUGAAGGUGGGCUGUCUUGCUUUGCUUUAUCCUGCACACUUCAUCUCCCUUUCCUUCCUGCCGCCUUCUCAUUAUGUCACCUUCAGUGAGCGUUCCCCUUUUUCCUCUUCCGGCUCACUAGAAAAGCAGCAGCGAGAGUUGGGCAUUACAGAGGUGAGUGAAGCAUCAUGUCAUUAUGUUCAGUGCCAGAUGAUCCUUGCCUCGCCCUCCCUGACUUUAUACCACCACUACUGGUCUUGCUCAUACUCCCGUCCCCUCACCACUACCACUGGCCUCGACUUGUUCAUAUACCGUGGAGACAUAUGCUUUCCAAAGCAGGACUUGUAGUAGGCAAACCAUCUCGCGGUUUUCAACCGAAAAUCUAAAUUCUCUUCUCCGGCCUAGGGAUCUGGUAAAACAAUGUUUAAUUCAUGUUCAGCGAUAAAGCCAUGUGGUUCAUUCAGCGCAGGGCGUAGUGAAGGCUUAAUCCUCCGUCUGCUAACCGCCAGACAGAUGCGCUGGUGCUUAGCCGACUAAAUAUAUCUUGUACAAAUAUAUUUAGUCUACACGAGAAACAGUUACGUGAUAGAGCAUAACUAAAAUAAUUCAUGUUUAGUUAUACUGCUUGGUCGACUAGUUUGUGCGUCCCUUACUGAUCGUGUCAGCGGUAGUGCAGAAGUAGAAUUACAGAGGCCACAGUGGGUCUUUAUAAUAAAUAUCUUUAUUUCUGCAAGUAAAUGUACAAGGUAUACAGUCCUAGCUGACAUCAGUGACAUACUACUAUAUAGAAUGCCGCUUGUUAUGCUGAACAUUUUGGCCAAAUUAGGUCAGUUUUGUUCCCAGGAUGCGACCCACACCAGUCGACUAACACCCAGGUACCUAUUUUACUAAUAGUUGAACAUGGACAGUAGGUGCCUUAAGGAAACACGUCCUAAUGUUUCCACCCUACUUGUAUGUGUGAGCCGAGAUCGCUAGCAAUCGAGCCAAGGGACACAUCUAUCAUACUAUCCCCAGUGAAUAGCAGGGGCGCCACGAGUACGCUAAGAGACAACACAGUGUCAGGGACCCAAGAUUGUUCAACUGCCUCCCAGCAUACAUAAGGGGGAUUACCAAUAGACCCCUGGCUGUCUUCAAGAAGACACUGAACAGGCACCUAAAGUCAGUACUUGACCAGCCGGGUUGUGGUCCGUACGUCGGUUUACGUGCGGCCAGCAGUAACAGCCUGGUUGAUCCACUGCAAGACCUGGUUAUGGACCAGGCCGCGGGGGCGUUGACCCCCGAAACUCCCUCCAGGAGGCUGAUA
Cherax quadricarinatus is the source of this 1691-nucleotide messenger RNA. NCBI's taxonomy places the organism in Eukaryota, Metazoa, Arthropoda, Malacostraca, Decapoda, Parastacidae. The record is from RefSeq and is a predicted model, not a curated record.